CAUGGUCGGUACGUGAAAUUAUGGCGUUUUAAUAGGUCGUAAAAAUGAAGCAAUUAAAGUUAACUGAUACGCCGGGUAUUCCACUCGGACCUCAGUCAUGGCCACUUCGAUUUCGCCAAUUAAAAUACAUGAACAAUGCAAACGAGAGUAAUGAACGGAUGUACGUCUUUCCCAGCAGUGCGCGCGGCGCACAUGUUCCCUUCGUUUCGACGAGCAACGUCUCGAGGAGGCUGCAAGAUGACCACAUUCGCGUAAACUAAUCGAUAAGUGAGCAUUGCCUUUCGAUUCCACUCGCCAGCUUUUCCUUCCCGUUUCGCGACAGAGUCGAACCAACUUUAAGGUUAUAACCUCAACUCGCGAUUUAUCCAACGACCUAACCUAAACUGCAACGUCAACGAUGCGUCCCAGCGGGAUAAGUCUAUCGUUCAUCUCGUUUCCAAUGACUCUAAAAGCCAUGAUAAGCGGACAGCCCCGAAUCCCGAGCGUACAAUGGACGAGUGUUUCGCGAGGAGACUGUCACGGAGGACCAUAAGGGAAGAGGAAUGGACGAGCCGUUAUUUCCGCAAGCUGGCCACUCUGUACAGAAAGUCACCCUGCCUGUGGAAGAAAGACACGCGGAGUUAUCUGAACAAAGAGCACAGGCAUCGAGCCUAUGCUCGGAUUCAUCGAAUCAUGGACCUGCCCGGGGUGACUCUGGUCGAGAUCGUCUUGAAGAUCCGCCAGAUGCGACGGCUGUACGUGAACGAGCUGAAGAGCCUCCUGGCGGCUGAAUCCUGCGGCCGUAGCUACGAGAUCUCGCUACCCUGGUUCUACGAUCUGCAUCGGUUCCUCUACCCGUACCUGGAUUACGACGAGGCGGUCGAGUUGCACAACGUGGACCACGGAGUGGUCGAGCCGGAGGAAGCCGAGAAGUCGCGAUCGUCUCGCUCGAGUUGCAAUUGCGUCCGAUGCCUGAUAUCGAACAGGGACAGCCGCGUGGUGGAUUUCAGCUCGACACGGCGACCACGAGCUAUCCCGAAUUCGACCAGCUCCCCUGCCGUCUCCUUGCCAGAGGUCAAGACUCGCCCUCGAACUUGUCCCCGCUCCUGCAGCAGGAUCUCCGAGGCUAGGAAACAGCUGGACAGAUAUCCUGCCCGCGCUAGGUCCUCUUCCUGCUGCGAGAACGUGAAAUCCCACGAGGACACGAUCGAGGCCAAAUUAACGGAGACGCGACAGGAAAAGUGUCACGAGUUUGCGAUCAGCGGAUUACACAGCACGGCGUCGAGUGACGACACUUGCGAGACCGAAUCGGAUCACUUAGAGGCUUUCUCGGUAUCUCGGACCCGAUGUUUGAAGAAGCUGAGCAGACCUUACGCGAUGAAGGCGCGGGCAGAGAUCGAGCGGAUCUUGAGGAGCACGAGUAUAAAAUCGAAGGUAAUCGGUGAAGACGGAUAAUCGUGGGAACGAGAACGUUUACCCGGUACUGUCCCUUAGAAAA
Eufriesea mexicana is the source of this 1477-nucleotide messenger RNA. RefSeq lists its product as uncharacterized. The record is from RefSeq and is a predicted model, not a curated record. The transcript has 3 exons. Lineage: Eukaryota; Metazoa; Arthropoda; Insecta; Hymenoptera; Apidae. The coding region runs from base 490 to 1434 and encodes 314 amino acids.